This is a messenger RNA of Chlorella variabilis, 1377 nucleotides long. RefSeq lists its product as hypothetical. The coding region runs from base 1 to 1377 and encodes 458 amino acids. Lineage: Eukaryota; Viridiplantae; Chlorophyta; Trebouxiophyceae; Chlorellales; Chlorellaceae. The transcript has 10 exons. Gene Ontology annotation, cellular component: mitochondrion. Gene Ontology annotation, molecular function: manganese ion binding; metalloaminopeptidase activity. The record is from RefSeq and is a predicted model, not a curated record.
AUGGCCGCCAACCCGGGGCCCCUGCGCCGCGCCGCGCAGCGCAUCUUGCAGGGCGGCGGCGCGGCGCGGGCAGCGGCGCUGGCGGGGCAGCCCACUCCGCUCACGCACCCAGGCCUGCUGCAGCCCGGGGAGCUGCAGCCGGGCGUGUCGGCUGCAGAGUUUGCGUCGCGGAGGGACCGGCUGGCGGGCAUGCUGCCGCCAGGCGCGGUGGCGGUGCUGCCGGCCGCCCCGCUGGUGUAUAUGGCAGGCGUGAUCCCGUACCCGUACCGCCAGAGCGCCGACUUUUUGUACCUCACAGGCAUCACCCAGCCCUAUGCCUUGGCAGCCGUGGACUCCAGCCGCCGCUUCACCCUGUUUGUGGCGGAUCCCGAUGCGUGGCGGGAGCAGUGGGACGGCGCGCGGCUGGGCCCCGAGGCGGCGGCGGAGCUGCCGUCCAAGCUGGGCAGCCUGCUGGGCGACGCCUCUGCUGUGCUGUACGAUGCAGAGGCUAAAGAAAGCUGCGCCGUGCGGCAGCUGCCCGCGUUCCAGGAGGCCACCGCGCAGCAGCGCGUGCAGCCGCUGCGGCCGCUCAUGCACAAGCUCAGGUGGCGCAAGUCGCCCGCUGAGCUGGCGCUGAUGCAACACUCUGCCCAGCUGGCGGCGGCGGCCAUGUCGGGCUGCAUACAGCGCUCCCAGCCAGGCGUGCACGAGCACCAGCUGGCGGUGGUGUUUGAGCACGGGUGCAAAGCGGGCGGAGCGCAGCGCAUGGCAUACCCUCCGGUGGUCGCCGGCGGCCCCGACGCCUGCACCAUCCACUACUCCCGGAACGACAAGUCGGUACCGGGGGACCAAAUGGUACUGCUGGAUGGUGGCUGCGAGUACCAUGGGUACUGCAGCGACGUCACCCGCACCUGGCCUACCGGCGGCAAGUACAGCGGCGCGCAGCGUGCUGUGUACGAUGCUGUGCUGGAGGUGCACCGCGCCUGCCUGGAGGCCUGUCAGCCAGGGGCCACCCUGCGCCAGCUGCACCACAUCUCUGUUCGCCUGCUGGCAGAGGCGAUAGCGCAGCUGGGCCUGUUGCCGGGGCAGGCCGCGGGCGACAUCAUGCAGGGCAGCUACCGCCGCUUCUACCCACACUCAGUGGGGCACUGGCUGGGGCUGGACACGCACGACAGCAGCACGAUGAGCCACGACCGGCCGCUGGAGCCAGGCGUGGUGCUGACCAUCGAGCCGGGGCUGUACAUCCCCGAUGACGAGGCGUUUGGGCGGUACCGCGGCAUCGGCGUGCGGAUAGAGGAUGAUGUUGCUGUCACGGCUGCCGGCCACGAGGUGCUGUCGGCAGACGUGCCUGUGGAGGCGGCUGAGGUGGAACAGCUGGUGGGGGCGGCAGCCCUGUGA